AUGUUUCGUUACUACACCGGUUGUCGACGAAAAUGGGUUUACUUUAUAUUGAAAUCAACUUAUUAUGGGUCCGUCGGACUUGGCCUGUUUCCUUUUACCUUUAACUCAAAGCUCAAGCGGUUACAACGUUCGAAAUGGCUAAUUGCCUACGGGCUUGCAUUGAAUUUCUCUCUAAUCGGACUAACGCUGUUUUUGAAUGGAGCGAGGGAGAAUAUUCUAUGGAUGGAUAUUUACAUACGAAAUCCUUCGGUGAAAUAUAUCGAAAUAAUUGCAUUGGAGUUAAUAUCUUCAUUAUAUUUGUAUUACAUAAUGCCUGGAAGUCAACUGUUUGUAUUGAAUGCUAUUUUUUUAAGCAUUAUUUUAUUUUCUCCACUUCUAUCGGUAAUGCAUUUUCAUCUAAUUGCGAUCUGUAUCUAUCGUUAUGUAUGGAUUAUCAAUGCAGAGCUCCUCGACCUGAAGCAACGAAUGAACUCCUCCCGAGUUCGUCUUCUACUUCAAUUAUAUGGACAACUUAUUGAUAUAAAUGAUCUGCUAACGGAUACCUACGACUAUCAGAUGACACUUUAUUUGGGCACUGUAUUGACUGCCAAUAUUAUAAUCUCAUUUAUUUUCAUUAUAUUUUGGACCAGACUUCUAAAUCCAAAAACAAUCAUAAUAUCAGUGAUGUUUUCUCUCGCAUUGGUAAUCAAAUUCUCUGACUUUUGGCUGGCCAUCACAAUUUGCGAUCAAGCGGAGAAAACAGCACGGGAAACCUCUACAAUUUUAAAACUCUACAAUGAGAUCAACGAUUUGGAUGUGGAAACGGAACAAAUUCUUACCGAAUUUUCUUUGUUCUGCAGCCAUCGAAGACUUCAGUUUUUCCACUGCAAAUUAUUUGCCGUAAAUCAUCAAAUGGGUUUCCAAAUGUUAAUUACAUGCGUUCUCUACUUAAUUUUUCUGGUUCAGUUUGAUUAUAUGAAUUUGUAA
Messenger RNA from Drosophila willistoni, 966 nucleotides. Its product is annotated as putative gustatory receptor 22a. Bases 1 to 966 code for a protein of 321 amino acids. Lineage: Eukaryota; Metazoa; Arthropoda; Insecta; Diptera; Drosophilidae. Gene Ontology annotation, biological process: sensory perception of taste. Gene Ontology annotation, cellular component: membrane. The record is from RefSeq and is a predicted model, not a curated record. The transcript has 3 exons.